GUAUAAAGCAGAGCGGCGUCGGGGCGAGAGGGUUGAGACGAGCCCAGGGCCGGGACAGGGAGCUGGAAGGAGGCGAGCGCCCGCCCUGUCUCCGCGACCCGUCGCCCCCAGACGGUGCGGGGGGCGGAGGGGGCAGUGAGGAUGGCACCCGGAACGGAUGGCCCUAUGCUGCUGAGGAUGCCGUUGCUGCUGCUGCUGCUGCUGCCAGGGUGGUUCCUGCCUCCCAGUGAGGGGUCCCAGAGAGCCGAGCCCAUGUUUACUGCAGUCACCAAUUCUGUCCUACCGCCCGACUAUGACAGCAACCCUACCCAGCUCAACUACGGUGUGGCCGUCACCGAUGUAGACCACGAUGGGGACUUUGAGAUCGUGGUGGCAGGGUAUAAUGGCCCCAAUCUGGUCUUGAAGUAUGACCGAGCUCAGCAGCGCCUGGUGAACAUUGCAGUGGAUGAAAGAAGCUCCCCCUACUAUGCGCUCCGGGACCGGCAGGGGAACGCCAUUGGGGUCACUGCCUGUGACAUUGAUGGGGAUGGCCAGGAGGAAAUCUACUUCCUUAACACCAACAAUGCCUUCUCAGGGGUUGCCACUUACACGGACAAGCUGUUCAAGUUCCGGAACGGCCGCUGGGAGGACAUCCUGAGUGACGAGGUCAACGUCCGCCGUGGGGUGGCCAGCCGUUUUGCCGGCCGCUCGGUGGCCUGUGUGGACAGGACGGGCUCUGGUCGCUACUCCAUUUACAUAGCCAAUUACGCCAAUGGCAAUGUGGGCCCAGACGCCCUCAUUGAAAUGGAUCCAGAGGCCAGCGAUCUCUCCAGGGGCAUUCUGGCUCUCAGUGAUGUGGCUGCUGAAGCCGGGGUCAGCAAAUACACAGGGGGCCGAGGAGUCAGUGUGGGGCCCAUCCUCAGCAGCAGUGCCUCUGACAUCUUCUGUGAUAACGAGAAUGGACCCAACUUCCUCUUCCACAACCAGGGGGAUGGCACCUUCAUCGACGUGGCAGCCAGCACCGGUGUGGAUGACCCACAGCAACAUGGGCGUGGCAUAGCCCUAGCAGACUUCAACAGAGAUGGCAAGGUGGAUAUUGUUUAUGGCAAUUGGAACGGCCCCCACCGCCUGUAUCUGCAGAUGAGCACUCAUGGGAAGGUCCGCUUCCGGGACAUUGCCACUCCCAAGUUCUCCAUGCCAUCCCCGGUCCGCACGGUCAUCGCUGCUGACUUUGAUAACGACCAAGAGCUGGAGGUUUUCUUCAACAACAUUGCCUAUCGAGGCUCGUCUGCCAACCGUCUCUUCAGGGUCAUCCGCAGGGAGCAUGCUGACCCCCUCAUCGAAGAGCUCAAUCCUGGAGAUGCCCUGGAGCCUGAGGGUCGGGGCACAGGGGGUGUGGUGACAGACUUUGAUGGAGAUGGAAUGCUGGAUUUGAUCUUGUCUCAUGGAGAGUCCAUGGCACAGCCUCUGUCCGUGUUCCGGGGGAACCAGGGAUCCAAAAACAACUGGCUUCGUGUGGUGCCCCGGACCCGGUUCGGAGCCUUUGCCAGGGGCGCCAAGGUGGUGCUUUACACCAAGAAGAGUGGGGCUCACCUGAGGAUCAUUGAUGGCGGCUCGGGCUACCUGUGUGAGAUGGAACCUGUGGCACACUUCGGCUUGGGACAGGACGAGGCCAGCAGCGUGGAGGUGACGUGGCCAGAUGGUAGGGUUGUGAGCCGAGGGGUAGCUAGCAACGAGACUAACUCUGUGCUGGAGAUCCCCUAUCCCCAAGAAGAAGAUGGGCCGCUCAAAUCAGCAACACUAGAGUGCGGCCAAGGAUUCUCCCAGCAAGACAAUGGACGGUGCAUGGACACUGAUGAGUGUAUCCAGUUCCCAUUUGUGUGUCCCCGAGACAAGCCAGUCUGCGUCAACACCUACGGAAGCUACCGAUGUCGGACGAACAAAAGGUGCAGCCGGGGCUAUGAGCCCAAUGAGGAUGGCACAGCUUGUGUGGCUCAAGUGGCCUUUCUAGGUGGAUACCCUUCGGCCGCCAUCACAAUCUCUGAGUCUCCCUCUCAGGCCUCCUUUCUUUUUCUAGGCCUUGGACUUUGCCUACAGUUAUAUGCACUUUAAUUCCCGUCAAUAAAGAAAGACUAACAACCUUUGUGGAACUGAAUCUCUCUCCCUCUGCCUGUUUCUCUCUCCACCCCCGUAGAUUCUGCAGUGUUCCCUCAGAGUCAUUGAAUGGACAGCAGAGUAGCCAUCUUUGAAAAGGGAAAGGGAAGUUACUGAUAUUUUUGUAAACAGAGUUGUUUGUGAAUCCUUUCUUUGCAUGUUUUCUGAGAAAACAGAAAGGGAAAUUUCUCCCUCCCUCCCUUCCAAAACAGCCACGACAGUCCUAGUUCAUCUGUAUCAGUCUGUGUUGUAACCUUUCUCUUGUUUAUUAUUUUGCCCUUAGCAAAGAUGGCUCCCAGGUGGUUGCUUGCUUCAUUAUAAUGUAUCAUGUGCCUGCUGGUUUGGCCUGUGCUGUUUCUUCUUUGCCCACCCUGACUCCCUGGAAUGGAGAACACCUUCUUGAGGGGAUGGUGCUGGUGGAGGUGGUGAUAGUGGCAAUGAGAGUGGGGGGAGGGGGGGAUAGGGUUUCUUGAUGAAAAUGUUAAAAUUUUAAUCUGCUAAGUCUUCCAGCCCCUCCCUCAGAGAACUUAUGCCAAUAAACUGUAUGCUGGAUAUUA
This is a messenger RNA of Trichosurus vulpecula (common brushtail), 2690 nucleotides long. RefSeq names its product cartilage acidic protein 1 (gene CRTAC1). The transcript has 15 exons. NCBI's taxonomy places the organism in Eukaryota, Metazoa, Chordata, Mammalia, Diprotodontia, Phalangeridae. Bases 142 to 2091 code for a protein of 649 amino acids. Gene Ontology annotation, biological process: axonal fasciculation. Gene Ontology annotation, molecular function: calcium ion binding. The record is from RefSeq and is a predicted model, not a curated record.